AUGGCCGCGCUGGAAGCAGCAGCAGCAGCAGCAGCAGCAGCAAGGAGUCUAUAUCCGGCGGCGCGGCCAACCGUUUGCAUUGGCCUGUCUUGCAAUCCAUCAGCCGAGAGGCUGGAGCUGCUGCUGCAGCAGCUUUCGAGUGCUUACUACAAGGAACCGCGGGAGGUGCUGCUGCAUGCACUGGCGAUGCACGUCGAGACGUUUCUGGUGAAACUGCCUUCGCAGCCAAAUCUAUGGGAAGAGAUGCAGCAGCGAGUGCAGCAGCAGCAGCAGCAGCAGCAGCACUUGGAGCAGCUGCAGCUGCAGCUGAUGCGAGACCGUGCGAGACGAGGGACUCUGCAUAAAAGCAAAAAGGCCGCCGCAGCAGAAGCAGCAGCAGCAGCAGCAGCGCGAGACGGAGAUGCAGCAACGACGCAGCAGCAAGCAGCCGAAUUCCACAUGGCGGUCGCUGCGAGGCUCAGAGGGGAAGAAAAGCAAAUGGAUGUGCAACACCCACUUCCUUCAGCCUUCGCUGCUGCUGUUGCCUCCCUCCUUGUGGGUCAAGUGCUGCAGCAGCAGCUGCUGCUGCUGCUGGAGCAACACCAGAACCAGAAGCAACAAAAACAGAAAGGGUUGUGUGACUUGAUCUGCAGCUGCAACAUCGCAGAGCGGCUGAGCAGACCCAACCGCCUUUCCGUUGCUGCACGAGACCUAGCGGCAGACUUCCAGCAUUGCUUGUACGGAGGCGGCGGCCCAUCGUCGUGUAGCAGCAGCCUCAGGCAACUGAGGGCCAGCCCUUCUCAGCAGAGCCUCAACCCGGCAGCAGCAUCAGCAACAGCAGGGUGGCCGACCCCAGGCAGCAGCACAGCCCGCGGCUUCCCAGAGCCAGCUGAAGAACUGUCGAUGCUUCCAACAGCAGCAGCAGCAGCAGAACCAUCAGCUGCGGGGACAGCAGCAGCAACACAUUCGGCUGUAGCGGCGUAUACAGCUGUUGCUCCUGCAACUGCGGCUGGUGGCACCAGCGGCAGCGCCGAAUUUUACCGUGCUGAGCAGCAAGAAAACAUCUUCAGCUUCCUACAACAUAUUGUCAACCAACAGCCGAGGCACCGGAGAGACUUUUUGCUCGUCGAAGCAAGUCCCGCUGCUGACAUAUUGUCAACCAACAGCCGAGGCACCGGAGAGACUUUUUGCUCGUCGAAGCAAGUUUUGUCUUCUCAACCCCACAAACGCAGUUGCUUGGUGAGGCAUCUGAUUGACAGCAGGCUGUACCUGAUAAAGGAAUUCUUCUUCUUUAUUCCUCGUUCGUUGGUGCAGCGAGCCAAGGGGGGCGCCGACGAGCUGCAGCAGCAGCUCCUGCACGAGGACCCUCCGCAGCAGCAGGAUCAGGAGCAGCAACAACAGCGCCACAAAAAAAAGAGAGGCAAGAAAAAACACAAAAUGCAAUACACCAGGGUUUACGAUGACCUGCCCCAGCAGCGGCAGCAGCAGGAACAAGACCAGCAGCAGGUACUGCUACAGCAGCAGCAGGAACAAGAGAAGCAGCUGAAGAUGCAGCAGCAACGAUGGCACAUAUCAGGUCUGGACGUUGUAGCCGAUGCCGAGAGGGUGCUGCACGAGGUUGCGAUGCUCUGGCUUCCUGCAGCAGCAGCAGCUGCUGCUGUUGCGCCUCCUGUUGUUGCGCAAGAUGAAAGCGCUGCAGAGACAGUACCAAUGCAACCUAGGAGGUGGGGGACCGCAGGCGACAGGGAAGGAGAACGCGGAGGCUCGGCAGAAGCAGCAGAAGCAGCGACAGCAGCAGCAACUGCAGCAGCAACUGCAGCAGCAACUGCAGCCGGAACUGCAGCGGCAACUGCUGAGAACCAGACGCAGCUUUCGGUGUUCGUGCAGAUGGAGUAUUAUGGGUUGACAUUGCAGCGGCUAGCAAAGGAGGGAAGAACCCUCAGAAUCGCAGAUGUAUGGCGGCUUUUUAUGCAGCUGCUGGAGGCGAUGGUUUGUGUGCACCGCGCUGGGACUUGCCACCGGGCCCUGCAUCCUUCGAAUGUUUUUCUGGUUGAGGGCCCGGAGGGCCUAAUCGUGAAGGCGAGUUUGGGGUACAGAGCAGCAGAACAACGAACAGAAGACUUUCUUUUGCGUUAUCUGUUGUUCAUGUUGCUGUCUGCUUGA
Eimeria mitis is the source of this 2142-nucleotide messenger RNA. RefSeq lists its product as uncharacterized. Gene Ontology annotation, molecular function: transcription cis-regulatory region binding. Gene Ontology annotation, biological process: regulation of transcription by RNA polymerase II. The record is from RefSeq and is a predicted model, not a curated record. Gene Ontology annotation, cellular component: nucleus. Lineage: Eukaryota; Apicomplexa; Conoidasida; Eucoccidiorida; Eimeriidae.